Molecule: messenger RNA, 978 nt
Organism: Maudiozyma saulgeensis
Lineage: Eukaryota; Fungi; Ascomycota; Saccharomycetes; Saccharomycetales; Saccharomycetaceae
Source: the annotation of a GenBank genome assembly
AUGUCUACUGCAAUUCAAAAACCUGGUCGUACUAUCCUAGCCUCUACAAUUUCAAAAAUAUAUGAUGAUGAAAUUCGUUCUAAAGUAGAGACAUUAAAGAGUACAAUUCCACAAGGUCCUUUAUUAGUUGGAUUUCUUGCAAAUAAUGAUCCUGCAGCUGAAAUGUAUGCAAGAUGGACUCAAAAGACUUCUGAAUCAUUAGGGAUUAGAUAUGAAUUAAGAAAGUUUGAUGAUAAAGAUUUAUUAGAAGAAAACAUUAUUGAAGCAAAUAAUGAUGAUACCGUUGAUGGAAUUAUGAUCUAUUUCCCAGUCUUUGGUAAUGCACAAGAUCAAUAUUUACAACAAAUUGUUAACAAGGAAAAAGACGUUGAAGGUUUAAAUCAUGUCUAUUAUCAAAAUUUAUAUCAUAAUGUUAGAUAUUUGGAUGAAAAGAAAACUUUAAAGUCAAUUUUACCUUGCACCCCAUUAGCCAUUGUUAAAAUUUUAGAAUAUUUAAAGAUUUACAACCCUUUAUUGCCAGAUGGUAAUCAAAUGUAUGGGAAAAAAUGUGUUGUUAUUAAUAGAUCAGAAAUUGUUGGAAGACCCCUGGCUGCAUUAUUAGCAAACGAUGGUGCUAUAGUAUAUUCUGUAGAUGUUAACAAUAUUCAAAAAUUUACUAGAGGUGAAAGUUUAAAAUUAAUUAAACAUCAAGUCGAAGAUUUAGGUGAUUAUUCAGAUCUUUUACUUAAAGAUGUUUGUAAAGAUGCUGAUGUUAUUAUUACAGGUGUACCUUUAGAAAAUUAUAAAUUUCCAACUGAAUAUAUUAGAGAUGGUGCAAUUUGCAUCAAUUUUUCAUCAUUUAAAAAUUUCGCUGAAGAUGUUAAGACUAAAGCUUCUUUAUAUGUGCCAAUGACAGGUAAAGUAACAAUUGCUAUGUUACUAAGAAAUAUGUUAAGAUUGGUAGAUAACAGACAAAAGGUUAAACACAUAGAUCAUUAA